UAAAGAGUAUAGCUAAGCUAGCUAUGUUUUAAAACGGCUUUAACUCAAAAAUGUGGAAAGGUUUAUAACAGCCAAUAUAUAUAUAUAUAUAUAAAAAAAAUAAAACUGUCAUUCGACUUACUGUAAUACAGACCUAUAAAUAUAGUAACUAUACAAUAAAAUGCUGCCUGUAAGUCUGUAGAAAUCAGUUAUGUCACAAGCUAAAUGCAUAGCCUCCGGGAGGUGUUUUGCUCAGCGCGUGGGGGCUAUAUGGGGAGAAAGAUAGAAAGCGAUAGAUAAGUGCGUGUGUGUGAGUGUGAUAAAGACCGAGACUGGCUGUGCAUGGACUGAGGAUUUGUUGUACACUUCUAAAGAAAGUACAGCUCGUAUGACCACGAAACACAUUACGCUGGAGCGCUGCGCGGCUUUGCAUGAGCUGGCAGCACGGACCCUUUUAUCCUGAUUAAGUAACGGCCGGACAAGCGACAGGCAGCCCUACAGCACCUCAGCCGGCAUUUGUGCAAGAAGUGAAGGGCAAUCUAACGAUAAAGGGACAGAACGCCGGUUGACUGUUUAUUUAGAAGUGCUGUCGAGCAGAAACAACAUCUCCUUCCUGGAAAAGAGCUCGUGCAAGACCCCACAGAACCGCAAUGCGCUUGUCGAGCGAAGAGCCGCUUAAACCAGCACAACUGCACUUAACAUGGGCGAAAACAAGAGGAAUUAGCUGUCACACAGACAGCUGAAUCGUGAAAAAUAUUCUCUGUUCCGCUUCUGAGGUAAAACACCGCCGUGAGACAGCGCGAUAUGGCAGUUUUCGAGACAAUCUAAUAAUGUACAUCUUCAUAUGAGACAGCACGCGAUAAUCUAACCGAUGAAUUAUGGAAGCGGAACAUGAAUAAUAUACCGAGGGGGUGACGCUCGGAUUCAGAGACCGGCCGGUGCACGACCGUGUCCCACAUGACCUACUUUCAAAAGCUUUAAUGCAGGAGAGAUGCAGCCGCAGUGAGAAGCAAAGGAGACCUUCAGCACUGAAAAACAAGCUCGCUGUUUGCUCACAUGUGUGACCGAAGUCGUGUGGACCUCAGAGAUUCUGCUGCGCUGAUAACAUUCGAAACUUGAACUAACGGAAAAAAGGGACCCUGGAGCCAUUGACCUUUGCACUUGCAAUAGCACUUGGAUUAUUUCUGCUGUUGGGAUUUAUAUUGAGCCUUGGGAUUCCAGCUAAAAUCUGCACAUGAACCCAAUAAAUGCUUCUAAAGGAUUAUUACAAUGACAAACACAAAUGUGUCUCUGUGAUGUCAUAGUUUGCUAUAGUCGAGCGUUAUGUAAGCAAUACUAGUUAUUUCAUGACUACCUACAAUAUUGUAGUGCUAACUAUGCAUGUUAGCAGAUUUAUGAAUCUAAGUCAAUAAUGAUUCUAAGCUCAGGAGAUCUUUUUAUCGCUAAUCUGUGAAUUUAUCUUGAGGUCCAAUCAUGUGGUCGUUGCCAUUAGUACGUCACACUGAUGUUCCACAGAGAGUGACUGAGAGCUUCAUUUUGUCUGGUUAUCGCUUCCCGAACUACAGCCUACGGCAAUGUCUAGCCUCCGCUUUUCAUCCCACCAAUGAGACUGGAAACUUCUGGACACACUUCCUCCCCAUUUUUGUGUUUGCCUUCCACUUUCUGGAGGUGUUCACGUGGGAAGGAGCGCCAGAACCUGGCAGUCCUUUUUUCUACCCCUUCUGGAACUACUUCCUGGGGGUGUUGUACCUGCUGCUAGCCAGCAGUCUGGCUCAUCUUCUCAACUCCAUGUCGCUCAUCAUUCGUGAAAUCUGUUUCUUUGUGGACUAUGGAACUAUCAGUGCGUAUACGGUGGGUUCCUCGCUGGCAUAUUACUACUACAUCCAUCCUCAAGCAGGAAUUCCAGAGAUUGGAUUCGAAGGCCAGAACACUUCCCAAAGGAAGAGGCUGAACGCUGAUGAAGAGACUUGGAACUCUGCAUCUUCUCCCACUCUGUUGCAGCUGUUCUUUGAAAGCCUCUACAUCCCAUCCACCUGUCUGGUUGCUAUCAUAUGCGUCCUCACCUGCUGCAACACCAGACAACGCUGGCGGAAGUACCGCUAUGCUGUCCGCACCCUCGUCUUCCUCCUUCCGUUUUUCAUCUCCUCCACUCCUGUCUUCUACCGUCUCCUGAGUUCCUCCGCAAACUCCACAUCAGCCUCCACCCCUCAUCUGUUUUGUACUAUGGCUGCCUUCUUCUACCGCCACUGCUUUUGGCUGGUGGUAUCUGCCAUCUUCAAUAUCAGCAAGAUCCCAGAGCGUUUUUCUCCAGGGAACUUUGAUAUCUGGGGUCACAGCCAUCAGUGGUUCCAUUGCUGCACUUUCCUGUCAAUUUUGGAUGAGCUGCAGAUGAUCAAAGUGGAGAUGCGAGCCCUGCUUCUCAACCCAGCGUUGGUACUAUCACCUGUAAUACCACCUAGGCUCUCUGGCCCAACAUUCUGGUCCACCUAUGGGAUCAUGGUGCUCCUGCAGGGGUGCAUAGCGAGCAUCAUAGCCUUGUUUGGCUGGCAGGCAUAUCAGAUCUUCGCACCAGAGCAAAAAAAGCUUAAGGGAGAUUAGGAGGCACCAUGACAUGGUGGUCAGGUUUAAAGCAUUUUGGACUUUUCCUUCUAACAAUGUUAUAACAAUGUUGAUUUCUGCUAUGUGAACUGCUGUCAUUUCUUCAUUUUAAAGGGUUCACCCAAAAAUGAAAAUUAUGUUAUUAAAUACUCACCGUCAAACUCUUAAAGGAUGAGUUCACUUUCAAAUACACUUUUCCUGAAUAUUUACUCACCCCAUUUGACACUGCAAUAUCCUCCAAACGGUUGAAGGUCAAAAUUACAGUUUCGGUGCAGCUUCAAAGGGAUUUAAAC
Megalobrama amblycephala (Wuchang bream) is the source of this 2870-nucleotide messenger RNA. It is a transcript of the gene paqr9, whose product is annotated as progestin and adipoQ receptor family member 9. Lineage: Eukaryota; Metazoa; Chordata; Actinopteri; Cypriniformes; Xenocyprididae. The coding region runs from base 1453 to 2577 and encodes 374 amino acids. The record is from RefSeq and is a predicted model, not a curated record. The transcript has 2 exons. Gene Ontology annotation, cellular component: membrane. Gene Ontology annotation, molecular function: signaling receptor activity.